Molecule: messenger RNA, 402 nt
Organism: Penaeus chinensis
Lineage: Eukaryota; Metazoa; Arthropoda; Malacostraca; Decapoda; Penaeidae
Product: pro-resilin-like
Exons: 2
Coding region: 1-402 (133 amino acids)
Cellular component (GO): extracellular matrix
Source: RefSeq, a predicted model, not a curated record
AUGAGUCAAGCGUUGCAGCUAAUAUAUUUAAUCCAUAUCAUCCCAUCCAGUAAAAACAGCAAAAAUAUAUUCCAAGAAUCCAUCAUGUACACAUCUAUGGUGGAAGACUCAAGCGAGGAGUCUGCUCCUCCGAAGUACGAGUUCCAGUAUGGCGUGAAGGACGGAUACUCGGGCGUGGACUUUGCCCACGGAGAGUCCCGUGACGAGGAUGAGACUCGAGGCUCUUACACGGUACAGCUUCCCGACGGCCGCCUGCAGAGGGUGACGUACUACGUGGACGGCGACGACGGAUACGUGGCCGACGUGACGUACGAGGGCGAGGCUCAGUUCCCAGAGUCCGAGGAAUCCCGAGAGGCUCCUGCGUACGCCCCACCGAGGCCCUCCUACGGGUACUCGCAAUGA